AUGAUCAUGAGAGGACUACACCCGCUUUGCCGCUGCUCGAAAUACACACGUGGUGCUGCUGCCGUCGGCGGCGGCGGCGGCGGCGGCGGCGGCGGCGCGAAGAAGAAGAAGCUGCAGGACGCCACGAACGACGAGCUUAUGUCUCUGGUGAGGCACCACUCUUCAAGGCUCAAGAUCGUGGAGGAAGAGUACAGCAAGCUCAAGCAGAAGUACAUUGGCACGUUUAACGAACACGCCGAUCAGCAGAAGACAGUUCAAGAGCUUCGACUGGCGAUGCAACAGCAGGCCACAUCGUCUGAAGCUGAUGGAGGUGGCACGGCGACGGCAGCUGCGGCGCAGCAGCUGGAACGGGCGUUUGAAGAGCGCAAGGCGGCUCAGGAGGGCGUGAAGGAGAUGGCCAAGCGCUACUCGGCUCUGCAGGAGAAGUUCAGGCAAGAAGGUGUGGUCUUGAUCGCCAAGUACAAGGAGGCCCAGGGUGUCAUCAAGGGCCUGCAGGAACAGGUGCAGGAGCUUCAGGACCAUAAACCCCCGGACGCAGACGCAGACGGCGAUGGCGCCAAGGGCGGUGCCGACCCGGCGUUCGGCGCAACCAUCGCAGCUCUGCAGACCCAGCUCCGAGAGGUCACCGAGGAGAAAAACGAAGCGGUGCAGCGGGCGGAGGCGGCGGCGGCGGCGGCGGCGGCCGCAGCGCAACAGGAGAAAGGGCAAGACGCUGCUGGUGGCGCAGAUGACCCGGACUUCGGCGCGACGAUCGCCGCCCUGCAGACCCAGCUCCGAGAGGUCACCCAAGAGAGGGACGAAGCUUUCCAGAGGGCGGAGGCGGCAGUGGCGCGCGAGGGUGGUGUUGUUGCCGGCGGGGGCGGGGGCGGCGGCGGCGAGGAUAGUGUUGCGGCGGUGGCCAAGGAAAAGCUGGAGGAGCAGGAGAAGGCCCACCAGGAGGCUCUUGCCGAGAAGCAGUCGCAAAACGAGCAGCUCGUCCAGAAGGUGCGCCAGCUGCUGACCACGUGCCGCUCCCUCAAGGACCAAGUGGCGGCGGCGGCGGCGACGGGAGGCGGCGGCGCUACUGCUGCUGCUGCUGCUGCUGCUGCUGCUGCUGCUGCCGCUGCUGCUGGUACUGCGCAAGUAGGGGAAAAAGAAGGCGGUGGCCUCCAGGCCCAGCUCGACCUCAAGCAAGCGGAGAACGACAAGCUCAUGGCCCGGCUGCGGGAUCUAGCUCAACGGUACCGGGCGCUCCAGCAGGAGCACCAGCGGCCGGCAGGCGGCGAGGAGGGCGGCGGCGACGGUGGCGGGGGUGCGGCUACGGCCGCGGUGGUUCCCUCCGACGUCGCCGAGCAGCUCGGGGACGCCGAGCGGCGAGUUACCGCCGCCGACGAGAGGGCGGCGGAGCUAGCCCGCCGCUGCGAGGAGGCCGAGGCGGAGCACCGGCGUGCCUCGGAGUCCCUGAAGGAGGCGGUGGAGCGCCUGGCAGCGCUCGAUGCUACCGCCGCCGCUGGGGGAGGAGAAAGAAUGGAGGAGACCGUGGCUGCUCUUGAGGCCAGGGUCGCAAGCCUCGCCGGCGAGCUGAAGGCGUCCAGGGAGGAGAAAGAGGACGUUUCGACGCAGCUCGAGGCCAAGACUGCGGACUUCGAGAAAAUGGUGGGAUACUUGUUUUUUUUGCUGUCCUUGGCGCAGGCCGAAGGCUCGGCUUCGGAGCUCGCCGCCGCGCGCGCCGGGGAGGAAGAACGCCUCGCGGAAGCGGCCGCCGCCGCCGCCGCCCGGCUCGCCGAGCUCCAAGCGACCGCCGACGCCGCUGCCGCGGAAGCCCAGGGCCGGAUCGCCGAGCUCGAGGAGCGGCGGGGUGGAGAGGAGGAGGAGGUGGCCGCCAGCCUGCGGCGGGCGGAGGAGGAGCUGAAGCGCCUGCGCGGGGCGGAGAAGGAACUCUCGGGCGACCUGGAGGCGUCCCGGGCGCUCGAGCGCGAGGCCCGGAACGAGGUGGUGGCGCAGCAGGCCGAGCUCGAGGCCUGCAAGGCAGAGCUGGAGGGCAAGGCGCGCGGCCUGGAGGAAGCGGAGGGGGCCUUGAGGGCUGCCGAGACUGCCGCUGAGGAGAGGCUGGCGACUCUGGCGGCGGAGGCGUCGGCCCUCCGGGAGCAGCUGUCGGAGGCGACGGCGGCGGCGGAGGGAGCGGCGGCUGCGGCCGGUGCCGAGGUAAGAAGUCUCCGGGAGGAGGCCGAGGGUCUCCGGGCGGAGGCGGUCGCGGCGCGGGGAAAGAACGAGGAGGGGGCGCGCGAGGCGGAAGAGAAGCUGGCCGAAUCGCGGGCGCAGUUGGAGGCGGCCAAGGCAGUCGCCGAGGACAGUCUAGCAGCUCUUGACCAGGAGCGCGAAGCCCUCGCCGACGAGUGCAAGGCGGCCCAGGGUCGGGAGGAAGAAGCCCGAGGAGAAAUCGGCCGUCUCGAGGCCCAGCUCGAGGGGGCCGCGAGGGGAGAGUCGGAGCAUGUGGCGGCCCUGCAAGCGCAGCUGGCGGGGGUGCAGGAGGCGGCGCGGGUGGCUGUGGAGGAGAUGACGAGGAAGCACGAGGGGGAGCUGGAGUCUGCGAGGGCGGAGGCGGAAUCCCUUAAGGAACAGCUCUCGGAGGCGACGGCGGCUGCGGAUAGCGCGGCAGCGGAGGCCGGUGCGGAGGUCGCGCGUCUCCGAGAGGAGGGGGAGAGCCUCCGGGCGGAGGCAUCGGGGGCCGAGGGCAAGCACGCGGAAGAGAUGCGCGAGGCGGAGGAGAAGCUAGCCGAGGUGCAGUCGCAGGUGGAGGCGGCCAAGGCAGCCGCCGAGGACAGUCUAGUAGCUCUUGACCAGGAGCGCGAAGCCCUCGCCGACGAGCGAAAGGCGGCCCAGGGUCGGGAGGAAGAAGCCCGAGGAGAAAUCGACCGUCUCGAGGCCCAGCUCGAGGGGGCCGCGAAGGGAGAGUCGGAGCAUGUGGCGGCCCUGCAAGCGCAGCUGGCGGGGGUGCAGGAGGCGGCGCGGCUGGCGGGGGCGCAGGAGGCGUCGCAGGCGGCUGUGGAGGCGAUGACGAGGAAGUACGAGGGGGAGCUGGAGUCUGCGAGGGCGGAGGCGGAAUCCCUCAAGGAACAGCUCUCGGAGGCGACGGCGGCUGUGGAUAGCGCGGCAGCGGAGGCCGGUGCGGAGGUCGCGCGUCUCCGAGAGGAGGGGGAGAGCCUCCGGGCGGAGGCAUCGGGGGCCGAGGGCAAGCACGCGGAAGAGAUGCGCGAGGCGGAGGAGAAGCUAGCCGAGGUGCAGGCGCAGUUGGAGGCGGCCAAGGCAGCCGCCGAGGACAGUCUAGCAGCUCUUGACCAGGAGCGUGAAGCCUUCGCCGACGAGUGCAAGGCGGCCCAGGGUCGGGAGGAAGAAGCCCGAGGAGAAAUCGGCCGUCUCGAGGCCCAGCUCGAGGGGGCCGCGAAGGGAGAGUCGGAGCAUGUGGCGGCCCUGCAAGCGCAGCUGGCGGGGGUGCAGGAGGCGGCGCGGGUGGCUGUGGAGGAGAUGACGAGGAAGCACGAGGGGGAGCUGGAGUCUGCGAGGCUGGCGGGGGUGCAGGAGGCGGCGCGGGUGGCUGUGGAGGAGAUGACGAGGAAGCACGAGGGGGAGCUGGAGUCUGCGAGGGCGGAGGCGGAAUCCCUCAAGGAACAGCUCUCGGAGGCGACGGCGGCUGCGGAUAGCGCGGCAGCGGAGGCCGGUGCGGAGGUCGCGCGUCUCCGAGAGGAGGGGGAGAGCCUCCGGGCGGAGGCAUCGGGGGCCGAGGGCAAGCACGCGGAAGAGAUGCGCGAGGCGGAGGAGAAGCUAGCCGAGGUGCAGUCGCAGUUGGAGGCGGCCAAGGCAGCUGCCGAGGACAGCCUAGCAGAUCUUGACCAGGAGCGCGAAGCCCUCGCCGACGAAUGCAAGGCGGCCCAGGGUCGGGAGGAAGAAGCCCGAGGAGAAAUCGGCCGUCUCGAGGCCCAGCUCGAGGGGGCCGCGAGGGGCGAGUCGGAGCACGUGGCGGCCCUACAAGCGCAGCUGGCGGAGGCGCAGGAGGCGGCGCGGGCGGCUGCGGAGGAGAUGACGAGGAAGCACGAGGAGGAGGUGGGGGCGGUGAGGAAGAGGCUGGAAGAGGCGACCGCACGCUCGGAAGAGGUCAAGGAGAAGCUGGAGCACGAUUUGAAGGACGCGGAGGACAAGGCCCCAUCGGCGCUGGAGUCGUUCAAGGAGCAGCUCGCGGAAGCGCUGGCCGCGCAGUCGGCUGCAGACAACGCCGCAGCGGAGGCCGGUGCCGAGGUCGCGCGUCUCCGAGAGGAGGGGGAGAGUCUUCGGGCGGAGGCGUUGGGGGCCCAGGAAAAGCGCGCGGAAGAGAUGCGCGAGGCGGAGGAAAAGCUGACCGAGGCGCAGGCUCAGGUUGCCGCCAUGACGGCUUCCCUGAAGGCCGCGGAGGAGAGGGAGGACGAGCUCCACGGCGGGAGGGUGGCCGUCGAGCAGCACCUGGAGGGCCAGCUGAAGCAGCACCGCGAGGAGGCCAGGAGACAGGCGGAGGAGCUGAGGGUCGAGAAGGAAGCGCUGGCGGCGGAGCUGUCGGACCUCAGGGAGUCCCACGCCCGCCUCGAGGCCCGCGCAGUCGAGCUCGACGCUGCCUCCAAGGCGGCCAUCGCCAGGACCGGCGAGCUCGUGGCGGAGCUGGAAGCCGCCGAGACGGAGUUGGAGGCGAAAACCCGAGAGUUGGAGGCCGGGAAGGCGUCGGCGGCCGAAACGGAGACGGCCUCCGAGGAGCUGCGGGCAGCCCGCGCGGCGGCGGACGAGCUCCGGCUCAAGCUGGAGGAGGCGGAGGGCGCCGCCAGGAGCGCGGCCGAACGGCUGGAGGGGAAGACGGCCGAGCUGGACGGCGUGAGGGAGGAGGCGGCCGCGCUGGGGGCCCGGGCGGUCGCCGUGGAGCGGGAGGCCGAGGCGACGGCGACCGGGCUGCGGGCGGAGCUCGCCGCCGCCGCGGCCGGUGCCGAAGACGCUCGGGCCGCCCUCGCCGAGGAGGUCGACGGCGCCAGGGAGCGGCUGGAAGCGGCGCUCUCGAGGGCGGAGCAGGCGGAGGCCGAGCUCGUCUCGGCUAAGGAGGCCGCCGCGCGGGAGACGGCUUCGCUUCGAGAAGAGGCUGCCAGCGCUAGGGAGGGCGAGGCGGGCGCGAAAGCCCGCGCCGCGGUGGACGCACAGCAGGCCGCGUCCGCUAGGGAGGUCCUCGUCGGCGAGAUGGAGAAGGUCAGGACGGCGCUGGCGGAGGCCGAGGGUAAGGUCGAGCGGCUCGUCGCCCAGGCGGAGUCCUCGCGGCAGGGGGCGUCCGCGGAAGUGGAGACUCUACGCGGGCAGGUCGAAGCGGCGGAGGAGGCGAGAGCCGCCGCGGCGGAGAGGGCGUCUGCUGCGGAAGCGGAGGCGGCGGGGAGGGCGGAACUGCUGUCGGCCCGGCUGGCGGAGGAGACGGCGGCGGUGGCGGCAGCAGUGGCGGCCGCGGAGGAAGCGGCCGGAGCGAGAGACGCCGCGGAGGCCAGGGUCGCCGAGAUCUCGCAGGAGCUCGCGGCUCAGGGGCAGGAAGCCGGCGCUGCCGAGGCGGAGAGAGCGCGCGAGGCUACCGAGAUGGGCGAGAUGGUUAAGAGGCUGGAGCGGGAGCUCGAGGCCGCGCGGAGGGCGGCAGAGGAAGCCGAGUCGAGGGCCGGGGCCGCGGUUCCUGAGGCGGACGCGCUCCGACAGAGGGCGGAGGGUGCGGAAGCUGCCGCUGAGAAGCUGAAGGAAAAGAUCCAGACCCUCGUGGGCAUGUGCAAGAAGAUCAAGGCCAGCAAGCAGGAGGGCGAGGAAGAAGCAGCCGCCGCCGCCGCCGCCGCUGCCGCUCGGGUCGCCGGCCUCGAGAACGACCUCACGGCCGUCAGGGAAGAGGUGGAACGCCUCCGCGAGCAGGCUGCAGGAGAGCAGGCCAGGCACGAGAACGAGCGGCGUGAGAUGGAGGAGAAGCUCGCCGAAGCGCUGGCACAGGGGGAUUGCAGGAUGGCAGUGGAGCAGCACCUCGAGGCCCAGCUCAAGCAGCACGACCAGGAGGCGAGGCGACAGGCCGCGGAGCUCAGGUCUGAGAAGGAAAGGGCCGACGAGGAGCACGCCGCCGAGGUGGGCCGCCUCCGCGGCGAGCUCGAGGCCGCCGCCGCUGAGAUGGCCGACCUGGCGGCGAGGCUGGACGAAGCGAAGGCGAGGGUCGUCGAGGUCGAGGCGCAGAAGGAGACCGCGGAGGCCGCGGCGGCGGCGGCCGCGGCGGAGGCGGAGUCGCAGCGGGAGGAGCUGGUGCUGGCGCAGGCGACCGGCCGGCAGAAGCUGGAGGAGGCCGAGACCGCUGCUGUGGCGGCCGUUGCGGAGGAGGCCGCCGCCGACCGCACCAUCAAGGAGCUGGAAGAGAGGCUGGGGCUGCUGGAGGAGAAGCUGAAGGAGGCGGAGGAGGAGGGGCAGAGAAAGGCGCAAGAGCUGUCCAACGCCCUGGAAGAGGCCACGGCGGGGAGAACAGAGCUUGUUGAUAAGUGCAGGGAGAUGGCAGAUGGCAAGGAGGAGAUGGAGCAAAGGCUGCAGAAGCUGGCGGAGGAGACCAAGACAGAAUUGGAGCGGCGCGACCAGGAGCUGGCAGCCGCACAGGCAAGCCUUUCUCAGCUGCGAAGCGAAGCAGAAGAGUUGAAGGCGGCGGAGCAGGCGGCGAGUGCUCGUAGCGAGAACGUCACGGGCAAGCUCAAGGAGCUGAUUCCACGCUACAAGGAGCUUCGUGACUCCGCGAGAAAGUCCGACGAGAACGCCAAGCGGUCCGAGGCGGCCGCAAGCGCCGCCGGGGAGCUGGUCCGCCAGCUCAGGCAAGAGCUCGAAAGUGCGCGCGAGGAGGUAGCGACGACUCGCAGCGCCGUCGAGGCCGGCGACGGGCGUGUCGUGUCCCUCUCGGAGGAGGUGCAGGCGCUACGGGCAUCGCGCAACGGGCUGGACCGGAGGCGGGUGGAGCUGCAGCUGGAGCUGGCGGGGGAGAAGCUGAAGAACGCGUUCGGGGUGGGGGGUCGGUCCGGGCUGGGGCUUGGGCUGGGGCCGGAGUUCGGGGCCGACCUGGGCGUGGCGGGGGAGGUGUUCCAGAGGUGGCGCCUGGCGUUCUUGGAGGGGAGGCAGGGGACCAUGAAGAGCGAGUCGGAGGAGAACCGGGGGAAAGCAGAGAGCUACGAGAGCCUCGUGCAGCGGCUGAGCGAGGAGCUGGAGCGCCAGGGCGAGGUCGUCAACAGGUACGCGAGCUUGCUUCUCGAGAGGGAGGAGCAGCUGGACGCGGCCCUCGACCGGGCGGCCAGGGCCCACGAUGAGCUCAUCUCCAUGGAGCCGCCGAGCCUGUCGCAGGCAGUCGAUGGCGUGAAGAUCCUCCUAAGGGUUUCCACUACUGCGGCGGCCGGAGAGCAAUCGGCGGUGACGGGAGAUGAUGCUCCUGCUGCUGCGGUUGCUGCCGGAGGCGAAGCCGAUGCCGCGCCGCAGGUGUGGUGCCUAGUCCGUUAUGCUAUCGCUUCUUCUUCGUCUGGCAAGCGCCGCGGCACGGUGACCGGGCGGGAAGAGGAGGAGGAGGAAGCGGACACGGCAAGUGCAGAGAAAAGUCAGCCGCAGCAACGGGGACGGGAAGAGGAGGAAACUGGAGGUACCCCGCGGGGGAACGUGUCCAGCAGUGGAAACGACCAGCCGGUGGAAGGAGAGGAAGGGGAGCAGCAGCCUGCCGCUUCAGCGCCGACAAGCCCAGCCUCACCUCAGAAAGACGCUCCCGCCACGGAUGACGGGGCAGCCGCUGCGGCAGAGGACGCUCAGUCGUCAUCGAACGACCCCGUCCGCGAAGGGGCCGAGGACGAUGAGAGUGGAGGGGAGGAGGAGGAGGAGGAGGAGGAGGAGGAGGACGGGAGCGAGACGGGUACAGCCGCUCGUGAUGAAAAUGUCGUGGCUAGCGGUAACAACGACGACGAUGACACGGUGGAGGUGGUCGAGUGGCGGACACAAGAAGAUGUGGACGAAUGGUUCGCUGCACAGGUCGCCCGCGCCAUAGAGGUGGCCGAUGAACAACAACAAGCGGCCAGCGGCGGUGGCGGUGUUGACGGAGGGCCCGCCGCCGGCGCGAUGGACACAACGGUGGUUAACGCGCAAGCCCCGGUCGCGGUGGCCCCGGUUUUGCCGGUGCUGGAGACCCCGAUGACGCUGCAGCAGUCGUUCGGCGCGGAGCUUUCGCGCGUCAGGGGUGACCUGGAGGCCAAGCUGGAAGAGGCGCGCGCCGAGCUCACGAGGAACACGGAGGCGUACAAGCAGUACCGCGCGCGGGCACACACGGCCAUCAAGAACAGUGGGGCCUCGCAGAGGGACACGGAGGCCCGCAUCGCGCAGGCGCACAAGGAGCUGGCCGCCGAGCAAGAAGCCAUGCGCAGAGCCCACGAGGACCGCACAGCGGCGGAGGCUCGCUGGGCUGAAGAGUCGGCAGUCCUAAAGCAGCAGAUAGCCGAGCUCGAGGCCCGGGUCAAGACAGCAGCAGCGCGCACCGCGGAGGUCGAGGCAAACAUCGCCGGCUCCGUGGAGGAAGGCGUCAGGGCCGCCAAGGAAGAGACCGCCGAGGCGCGGCGGCUGGAGGAGGAAGGGGCCAAGGCCGCCGGCGAGUUGAGGGAGGCGCUCGCCGCGGCCCGCUCGGACCUGGACAAGACCAAGCGCGAACUCAAGCAGAGGGGACAGCUGGCCCGAAACCUCCUGGCCGAGAAGGACGCGGAGAUCAACCGGCUGCGGUCUGGGGAGGCGGGCGGCGGCCUGAUGCACCUGCACGCGAACGGCGACGGUGGUGCAGUAGGUGCCGCGUCGGGGUCGGCGGUCGACGGUACCGCCCUGUCAUCAUCGCCGCCGCCGCCGCAGCAGCAGCAGCCUACCGCCGGCUCGCCUGGCGGCGGCUCCCCUCCCGUGACCGGCGCGUCAUCGAACGGAGCAGGGGGGGGGGGGGGGGGGGGCACCGCCCCCGGGGCCGUCGGAGGCGUGAGCGCGGCCAGCAGCCCCGACUUUGCUGUCGUCGUUGGAUCCGACGGGUUUGCCACCGGGAGGAGAAGGCUACAGAGCGGUGGUGGUGGAACGGGCGGCGGCGGCGGCGGCGGCGGCGGCGCGGGGGGGUCCAAGCAGCCACAGCAGACGGCCGCGGAGUCCCACCACGCCGAGCAGCAGAUCCUUCAGAUGGCCAGGGUCCAGGCGCAGCGGGACGAGGAGACCGGGCGGCUCCGCGUCAAGAUCAAGAGGCUGGCGGACGAAAUCCGCGCCCGCGAGGAGGAGCUGGCGGCCCGCGACGAGGAGAAGGAAGGGCUCAGGAAGCGAGUGGAGGACCUCCAGGGGGAGGCUGCGAGGGCAAAGGAGCUCCUCGACGACGCCACCGGGCCGGAGAAGAUGACGUACCUCAAGAACGUCGUCAAGAGGUUCGUAAUGAGCGACGGGACGGAGCGGCAGCGGCUGGUGCCGGUCGUCGCGACCAUCCUGAGCUUCAGCCCGGCGGAGACUAGCGAGGUCGGCAAGGCCGUCGCCGCGGCCGCCGCCGGGGGCGCGACCUCCUGGGGGUCUGUCUUCGGGUGACCACUUUUGCUAUCUCGGCCGAAAAGAACAGCCGGCAAUGGCUGUUCAUUGGUGUACCCAGCGGUUUCAUGCCUCUUGUUGCGAUGUUCGGUAUUUUUGGCAACCCGCGGAUUAAACCCCGUGGACGCGCGGGGCAUUUCCGUUAUGCUGUUGGCGUUUUACUGUCCGAAUUACUGGUGCUUGGUGGUGUACGGGUUCUUGUGUGUCCUUGACGCCGGCGUGUGUGACGGGGUAAGGCCUGGACCGGCCCGCCCCCAGUGUGCCUCCUUUACUCUGAUGUCAUUAGUUUGCGCGGAUGGCUCACCCUGAUCGCAGAAACCUUGAGAGCUUUCUUGCUGCAUUCUCUCGGUGUUGCUGUAGAGCAUUCCAGGCAAAUGUCUCUACAAGGUCGGCAUUGUCAAUCAUGCGGUUGAAAGGCGGGACGAGGCAAGGGACUAAAUGGCGCCCUGCGCACUACCCAAAAGAUAGAUGUGGAAAUAUCAGUUGUUUUAUGCUCGGUUGUGAAGGAAUGUCUUUCGCGAGUCACCCUUCAACGCAAAAUGAUAUUUUGCUCUGCCGGGUAAUGGUGUAGGCGAACAAUGGUGGAGCUGGCGUUUAAGACUAACCCUAAAGGUUAGUCCCGUAAGUUUUUUGGUUGAGAUGUGCACUAAAUAGACUAGUAAACUUUGUAUUACCCAAGAAUGAUGGCGGAAAGCUGGGUAUUUCGUGUUUGUUUCAGAGAGUCCCCAGAAGUCUCAGGAUACGGCCAAUCUGUCAAGCAAAUGAAUGGACUAAUAAAAUGAGGG
Ectocarpus sp. CCAP 1310/34 is the source of this 10385-nucleotide messenger RNA. The record is from the annotation of a GenBank genome assembly. Lineage: Eukaryota; Phaeophyceae; Ectocarpales; Ectocarpaceae.